UUAAUUCUUAAAAAUUGGUAAUUGGAUUUCUCAUGGAUGCUACGACCAGCAAGCCUCGUGAAAAUGAUCUUGAACACAUGAGUAACGCGUCAUCUACGUCGUCUGGAAGAUCGUCACGGGCUGAAGUUCUAUGGGCGGAUGUCUUAAGUCAUAUUCCAUUCGUCAAAAGAUUCACAACACCAGAUUCUCGAAAAGAGCAAAAAGUUCGAAUAUUAUCGAAAAACGAGGUGGACGAAGAGGAUGGUGUACAAUUGGAACAAUUGAUACAAAAUCAAGAAGUCAUUUUAUGUCACUCAUCCUCAAUGAAUUUUCACCAACAGUGCAGAGGGAGUGUCGUCGAUUUUGAGUAUAUAGAGAAAAAAGUCAAGGUGACCGUCUCAUCGGAAUCAGACUUUCCAAUCUGGGAAGACACUGAUAUUUGGAUGCAAGCGUUAUCAACCCCAACAAGCUCUCUUUAUGCAAUUGAUGCAAAUACAUCUGUUAAUUCAGAACUUAUCGAAGAUGAAUCAGUUGUACAAGAACAAAAAGAACAAAUAUCAGUGAAUAUUCAAGAUCAAUCUGACCUAUUUCGAUCUAUCAACGGCUGGAAAUUGAUCAGUACAAGGCGUGAACGACAUCGUCGAAUGUAUGAUGGAAUAUGGAAAAAUGUGUAUUUGACACAACUCGAAAUGACUUGCAUUGAUCCAAUUGAUACUGAAAAGUUAUUACAUGUCCAGGAAAGAGCCCCACUGCGUCUGAGUGACGAUAUUGAAGAAUUUGGAGAUGUUUUGGUGGAUGUAAUCAAAAAGAAAACCGACACAAAGAACAAUGUUUUUACGAUAACUCUCGGUCUUACCGGCUUUGCUCGAUUCCAUGCAGAAAUUCAAUUAUCGAAAGAAUCCACAUAUUACUUGAAUUUCGAUGAUGGUUAUGAAGAUGACUUGGCGAGUCUUGCAAGUGAAGAAGACAUUCUUUCUGGCUACCAAACUAUUCAAAAUGUUGAUGAAUUAUGUGACAAAAUCGGUGAACUCACUGUCACUGACGUUUGCAUCAAAACGUGGUUUGAUAUCCUUCACAAUUAUGCUUACAUUCGUCUCAUUGUAACAUCAGCGAAGAGAAAGCUUCAACACUUUAAGUUGCUCACUGGUCACCAUGUAAUCAUUCAAUCUGCUACUAGUGAUCGGGAUACAGUAUUGGCUGUUGUGAGCAGAGUUAUGAAAGAUGGAAUUGUGCUUACCUUACAAGGAGUUAAAAAACAAACAAAAAAUUUUGUAUUCUCCAAAAACGAAUUGUUCACUAUUCAAAUCGACCAUAAUUAUGAGGAUCGUCUACAAAAACUCACUGGAAAAGAGGAAGAGCAUGAAAAUCUUCGACGUGAGCUUAUAAACUCUGAUUCGGAUAUUCGAUUGCAUCGAUCCUGGAAAUCCAAUGGUAAACAAUAUGCUACAUUUACAAGCAAGAAUGAUGCAUUUAAGAAGAUUCCUUUUAAUACAAAAUUUCUACUUGGAAAGUGCUGGGAAGCCGAAGGAGUUCUCGAAAAGAAAGCGGAUUUCAUUUUUGCUAUCCGAGUGGCCGACAAAAAUUUCAGCACUCCUUCGACGAUGACGUUCGAAAUAAAAUUCACAAGAAAUCUUGUGCGAAACUCGAAGGAUUUUGAACUUUCCAAAGCCUUCUACUAUGUAGAUUUCGAUUUGGCCCAUUUUGUUGAAAGUGAUCAUUGCUACUCGCUCUUGAACGCUAAAAGUGUGAAUGGGAAACCCGAUGAAACUGUUGUCAAAUCGUGUCCGAUAGACGAAGAUUUAGUAUUCUCAGUAUUUCCAUUUCAAUGUGGUAGAAGAGCAGAAGAGAGACGUCGAGGAUAUCAAGAAUCACAGAGAGAAGUACAAUCUUCCACGAAAAAGCCAGACGUAAAAGUAGAAAAGAAUGUAAAACUUGAAGCCCCAGAGAAGCAGAACAAGAGAAAAGAUACAGCACUUAACCCAAAGGAGAAAUAUUGUGCGCAAAAGUUGGAGAAACAACUGAAUGAUCAGACGAAGACUCCAAAGCAAAAGCCUAAGCAAGAAACUUCGGCAGGAAUAAAACGUGAAUCAACGCAGAGGCCGUGUGUAAUACCUAGAACAUUUGAAACUUCAAAUUCCAAAGAUGCUUCAAACAAGGAUACAAACUCACGUUGUGCUCAACCACGAAAAGCUGUUUCUCAUGAAGGGCUGAAAUCGCAUCAGCAAGAGAAUGUUCUGAAACAUCUCGACAAUAAGCACAAGUUUCUGUGUUUUGUGAAUAUUGCCAAGCGAAUUGAAAACGAUAAUGGUAAUCCAUUGGUUGAGCUGUCUAUCGGAUUCGAUGAAAACGGUGGAAAAGUGCAACAAUCUCCAUGGCCCCUCGGUAUUCGAAUGUUAUUGACUGAUGGUUUGGAGAAAACGGAAGUCAAGAUUCAAGGAGAUGUCCAGGAUACGAAUGGGGAGACAGUUACUUUCAUGAUUCAACAACAACUUUCCGAUCUGGACUUUCUGAAUAGUUACAAACCAAAAAAACUCCUCGCCUGCUUCCGAGAACACGGCCACAAUCUUAAAUAAAUAAUUUUUAAUUUUUAUAAAAUUUUAAAAUUCAUUUUGUGAAAUGUCAAAAAUACUGUGUUUUAGUAUAUUUUAUCACCCCAUUCUGCAUUUUUGCAUUCCCACAUCUACUUGUUCUUGCCUCUCCCCCUUCAUCGUUACUAUGUAAGUGUAUUAUUUCCUUCUUCCCCAUUGUUUUCUUCAUGUUUCCUUUAAACGCCUUUGCAUUUCAUUUACAAAUAGGAUAUUUGGAGUUUUCCGAUAUCAUUUGUUUCCCCGAACCACAAGUUAAUUUCCAAAAAAUGUUUU
Molecule: messenger RNA, 2840 nt
Organism: Caenorhabditis elegans
Lineage: Eukaryota; Metazoa; Nematoda; Chromadorea; Rhabditida; Rhabditidae
Gene: T26A5.2
Product: ANK_REP_REGION domain-containing protein
Exons: 11
Coding region: 33-2552 (839 amino acids)
Source: RefSeq, marked reviewed